Molecule: messenger RNA, 2218 nt
Organism: Phanerochaete carnosa HHB-10118-sp
Lineage: Eukaryota; Fungi; Basidiomycota; Agaricomycetes; Polyporales; Phanerochaetaceae
Exons: 3
Coding region: 617-1804 (395 amino acids)
Source: RefSeq, a predicted model, not a curated record
GUGAGCCUGCGCGACAUGUCCUGUGGAGCUGCCCUCGACACCCAAGUACCCAUGGCCCACGGCAUAACGUCAACAGACCUCUUGCACGGAACGAAGCACGGUGCGCUAUCUAGGCUUCUGCCUCGCGUUCACAUCUGGUAGCAACUCUGGCAGGGUUGGGCGUCGGGCACCGCGGAACACAUCGCCAAAUUGCACAUUGCAGCACCCACGAGCAUGAAGACGGCGUACGCUUACUCCACCCCGUUCCUCACGCUCUGACAUGUCGGCAGGUGACCCUCAUCUGGAACCUCCAGUUUGCCAGGUAGAUCGUCACCUAAAGGAAGUUCAUUAACCUACCUUGAUAUGUUCUUCAGUUCUGCAACGCGCCCGAAACGAGGCAGGCUCAGGGUUUCUCACAGCGCUGCGGCACCAUUUUGUGCCUAGGGUCACCGUGCUCAAAUAGCUCAAGCUUGAAGACGGCAGACACAGGAGGAUUGCCACCUCCCGUGUGCUGGCAUACGGUGCUACCCUUCGCCCCUUCUCCGCGACACUUCCACUGUGACACCACCUUGCACUCGGAGUCUUCGCUUUCGACUCUUCCUUAUUCCGCUCCAAUUUUUUUUCGGGAAUGUCGAGAAUGGAAGAGAACUCACACCGCUGGUCCGAGGUUAUCCCGCCGCAUACGGCGCUCAGCUUUGCGGCCUUUUGGGAUCCCGAAGAGGGUCUCGUCACCUUUUCCGGCGGCGAGCUGCUGAACGCAGAUCUCGAAGACUUGCCCAGUCUGCGAGAUAUGCCCCUGGACGCGACCGAGGCUCGCUCACAGAUUAUCACCCUCGAUGGGCUCUCGCUCGCGCUCUCCAGCAUGAUGCUCGACACGGCGGGCCUGCCGCGGGCCAACCGCGUCCAAUUCUCCGCCAAUGCACUCGACGAGGGACAAUCAAUGCUAGACCCUUACAUGCGCUACCUCGAGGCACGGCGAAAAGAGGCUGUGCGCCUUGCCGAGGAAAAGGCGCGGCGGCGGAAGCAGAGAAUCGUGCCGCUCGACUGGGCCCAGUUGCGGAACCGCAUCUUGCGGCCGUUCAGCAGCAGUGCACACGACGGCGAGAGCGAGGUCACGUGCGACGGCAUUUUCGAAGAGGCGCCCAGAACGGCGUGCACGACCACGAGCGCGCCCAUGCUCGUGCAUCUCAACCUGAAAUCCGCGUUUUCAAUGACGACGACCUCGACCACGGGCUACGUCGACGUCGACACGCCCUCCGUCUACUCCCAAGACGACUCCUCCGAGGCCUGGUCGACGCUCCACGAGCCCGCCCCGCACACCUGUCCGAACCGGCCGGCAGACACGCGGCGCCGCCUGCGCAAGCAGCGGCCGCCGGGACCGCUGCCCGGCGACUCUGCCCCCGCGAGCCCCGACGAGGUGCUCGCGCGGCCGGCGUACAACCACAUGACGGGCCUCGCAGAGGGGGGCGGCACACCGACGGGCCCCGCAGAGUCUCUCGCGCGAGGCGUGCGCCGGCUGCGCUCGCUGCCCAGGAUAUCGACGAAGGUCCCGCGCGGCGCCGAGCCGUCCCCGACGACGUCCGCGAGCGACUCGACGACGGUAGUGCCCUUUCCGCCUAUGCCACCCCUGCCACCGGUGUCGCCCCUGUCGCCCGGGAGCCCGGCGCGCACGCACAGCGGCGAGAAGACGACGACGCUGCGGACGCUCCGGAAGCCGCGGUCGGUCACGAAGCUCGUGCGCGAGGGCGUCGAGCGGUUGCGGUGCCACGGGAGGACCUCCGUCAGCAGCUGGCGGACGGACGAGUGGGAGAACAUCUUCGUAUAGCGGAGCGGGCGCGGGUGCGCCUCGCGCUGUGGACGAUAUUAAUUUUUUUCUUCUUUUUUUCUUGCGCCUCGCCGGUCCAUCGAGGUGCAUGCACGGACACUCGCUCAGGUGACGGCUGCCCGAAUUUGUAGUGUCGCGGCUCGAGGACGCACGCCGUGCCGGCUCCGCCCCUUUCUCACCUAGAAUGAACGAUGCGGUCGAUGUUUUGCAAUCCCCGUCUUUCUUUGCACGCCCUUCGCCUUCUUCUGCCCUUCGUCUCCUUCUGCCCUUCUCUUGGGAGACUAGAAGAUCCUCCUUCCGAGCUUCUUUUCAUAUUCCUGGUGACGCAGCACGCUUCGCGUCAGGCCUGGCCUGUUUGUAUACGACCGCACGACGAGCACGAGAAUUGUAUAUCACGAGCACUGUGUAUAUCAC